Molecule: messenger RNA, 566 nt
Organism: Aegilops tauschii subsp. strangulata
Lineage: Eukaryota; Viridiplantae; Streptophyta; Magnoliopsida; Poales; Poaceae
Source: RefSeq, a predicted model, not a curated record
CUAUACUAGCUAACACUCUCCACGGGGUCGAUUAGCUAAGCUAGCAUGGACACAAAGGCGUGCAUCUCGCUUGUAAUCCUCGCGCUCGUGCUUGCCGGCCCGGACACGAGGGCUGCGGCGCUCACCGGCAUCGACGCUGCGGUGGCUGUAAUGCCAACGUCGUCAUCUUCCCGCAUAAAGCUUGGGGACGGCGUGGCGCCUGAGCUCCUGGAUUCGACGACGGUGGACCUGAAGGGGCACCGCCGCGUCCUCGCCGGCGGAGGCAUCAGCGCGGGUUCCCUGAACUCCAACAAGGCAGCCUGCACCAGGACGUGCCCGGCACACGGAGGGCCCUACACCGGCCGGCCAUGCCUCCGAAGGUACCAGUGCCGUUAGUGGGAGUGAACGGAACAGCCCGUCCGAUCAGUGUUUUACUGUAUAUUUCCAUUUCCGUUUUGCCCGUGUCGUUUGCGAUCGCCAUGUUUCUUGAAGUACGUAUAACUUUGCACGUAGUCUUGUUUGUACAACUGUUGAGUGGGGUUGAUUGUACCAUCCAAUCAUGAUCGAAAGCAAAUAUAUGCUACAUA